AUGAUCCGUCCAAAAACAAUUAUUAGUAUUUGUCUUAUUUUCACAUUAUCGACUGUAUUCACAGUCGAUGGUCUUGCUGUGAUGUCUGUCGAUCUCGGUAUAGAAUAUAUGAAAAUCGCUAUUGUAAAACCUGGCAUACCAAUGGAAAUCGUUCUUAAUAAAGAAAGUCGUCGGAAAACUCCGGUUAUAGUUGCUAUUAAAGGUAAAGAUCGUGAAUUUGGUGAAGCAGCUAUUUCUCGAUCAAGUAAAAUUCCAUCACAGUCGUAUAUGUUUUUACGCGAAUUAGUUGGAAAAUCAUUGGAUAAUCCUGCUGUUCAACAAUUUUUACAACGAUUUCCGUAUUAUAACUUAAAAACGGAUCCAAAUACAAAUGAACUUGUUUUCGAACAUGAUAGUGAAACAAAUUAUACAAUUGAAGAACUUCUUUCUAUGAUAUUUAAAAAAGCUCGCGAAUAUGCCAGCGAUUUCACCGAACAAUCUGUUGAUGCUGCUGUAGUAACUGUACCACCCUAUUUUACUCAAACUGAACGACGUGCUAUUAAACGUGCGUGUGAAUUAGCAAAUAUAAAAUUACUCCAAUUGAUGAAUGACAACACUGCUGUUGCACUCAACUAUGGUAUAUUUCGUCGUAAAGAUUUUAAUGCAAGCGGUUCAACCUAUUUAUUCUAUGAUAUGGGUUCACAAUCAACUGUUUGCACACUGGCAACAUAUAAUAUUGUUAAAUCGAAAGAAAAUGGUUAUCUUGAAGACGUGCCGCAAUUAACAAUAAAAGCAGUUGCAUUUGACCGUGAUUUAGGUGGCUUAGAAUUUCAAAUUCGUUUGCGUGAUUAUUUAGCAAAGAAAUUUCAAGAACAUCAUCCAAAAAUUGAUAUAUUUAAAAAUGCAAAAGCAUUGACAAAAUUAUUUCGUGAAGCUGAACGAGCUAAAAAUGUUCUCAGUGCUAAUAAUGAAUAUACAGCACAAGUUGAAGGCCUAGUUGAUGAAAUCGAUUUUAAACAUCGAAUCACGCGCGAACAAUUCGAAAAGUUGUGUGAGGAUCUUUUUGAACGAGUUAAACGACCUGUUGAAGAAGUACUCAACACAAGUGGAAUUUCAUUGGCUGAAAUUCAACAAGUACUUUUAUUCGGUGGUUCAACACGUAUUCCACGUGUUCAAAAUGAACUAGUUAAAUCUCUUGGCGGAAUUGAACUUGGUAAAAGCUUAAAUACUGAUGAAGCCGCUGCUAUGGGUGGUGUUUAUCAAGCAGCAGCACUUUCAAAAGGUUAUCGUGUUAAAAAAUUUAUUGUUAAAGAUGCUAAUCAAUAUCCAAUCAACGUUCAAUUUGAACGUCAUGCUGAUUCAACAACGGAAAAUUCGGAACAAAAACUAAUUGAUCGAACUUUAUUUCAACGAAAUAAUCUUUAUCCAAGUCGAAAAGUUAUGACAUUUAAUCGACACACUGACGAUUUUUCAUUUGAUGUUCGCUAUGGCGAUUUGUCAUUUCUUUCGGACACUGAUAAACGAUCACUAGGUAAAACAGAUUUAUUGCGCAUUAAUGUUAGUGGUGCUCGUAAAGCAUAUGAAAAACAUCAAGAUACAAGUGAAUCAAAAGGGGUUAAAGCGCAUUUUCAACUAGAUGACAACAGUCUUCUUGUUUUGGAUCGAGUUGAAUUUGUUUUCGAACGAAAAGAAACAGAAGCCGAACGAACGAAUGCUACUAAGGAUGAAGAUGAAUCGACACUUUCAAAAUUAGGUAGUAAAAUUUCAAGUUUCUUCUCAUCAUCGGGCGCAUCAUCAUCGGAAAAUGAUACAAAUAAUACAACAAAUAGCACCGAAGAAAUAGGGUCAACUAAUACUACUGAAACAACUAAUGAUGAACAAACAGCAAAACCUGUUGAUGAACAAGAAGGAGCCAAUGCUACUGAGAAUACAACAACAACAACAACAACAGAAACAACUACUACAACAGCACCACCACUAAAAACAAUAACAAUACGCGAACCAUUAGAAUUUACUGUUGAAAUUCUCGACUAUGCUGAUCCUACAUUCGAAGCACAAGCUAACUCGAUGAAAAAACUAAUGGCUUUAGAUACACAUGAUCGUGAAUUAUUAGCUUUGUCAACAGCAAAAAAUAAUCUUGAAUCGUUCAUCUAUGAUAUACGCGAUAAACUUGAACAUGAUUCUCAUUAUAAGAAAGCAACAACACCAGAAGAACAAACAAAAAUUAAUGAAAAACUAUCUGAAACUGAUGCAUGGUUAUGGGACGAUGGUAUUAAUGCUGAUGUUAAAACAUUAAAAUCUAAAUUAGAUGAAUUAAAACUUUUAACUAAAUUAUUAGUAUUACGUGUACGUGAAGUUGAUUUACGUCCACAAAAAAUUCAAGAACUUAAAGAUACACUCAAUUCCACGGAGAAUUUUGUUCGAACAACUCGUAUGUUAUUUUCAAAAAAAGAGGAAGACGAAAAACCAUUUACUGAUGCAGAUUUAAAUUCAUUAGAAAAAAUCAUUAAUGAUACAUACAAAUGGUUUGAUCAAGUUAAAGAAUCAUAUGCAAAAUUAUUACCUACUGAUGUGCCGAAAUAUUUAUCGUCUGAUUUCGACGAUAAAGUAAAUUUACUUAAACGUGAAACAAAUUAUUUACUUGGAAAAAUUCAACGAUUUAUUCCAAAACCAAAACCAACUACGACAACACAACCGCCAACAACAACGACAACAGCUAAAACACCAGUAGAUAGUGAAACAAAGAUCGAAGAAGAGCAAGAAACAACAUCAACUACUACUGCAACUCCAGAACAAACAGAAGAAGAAACAACAACAACAACAACACAAUCAAGUGAAGAGCAUCCAGAAUUAUAA
Rotaria socialis is the source of this 2835-nucleotide messenger RNA. The record is from the annotation of a GenBank genome assembly. NCBI's taxonomy places the organism in Eukaryota, Metazoa, Rotifera, Eurotatoria, Philodinida, Philodinidae.